UGAAACGGAACAGUCCUCCAACUGCCGGGUCUGCGCUGUGGUCGCCGGCUGCUGACGUGGGCCGGCCAGCGUGGGGUGCCGUGGGGACGGGUCGCUAUGGCGGUGGACAUCACGCUGCUGUUUCGGGCUAGCGUCAAGACCGUGAAGACGCGGAACAAGGCUCUGGGUGUGGCGGUGGGCGGUGGGAUCGAUGGCAACCGGGACGAGCUGUUCCGCCGGAGCCCCCGGCCCAAGGGCGACUUCUCCAGCCGGGCCCGAGAAGUGAUUUCUCACAUUGGCAAACUGAAAGAUUUUCUUCUGGAGCACAGAAAAGAUUAUAUUAAUGCUUAUAGCCAUAUCAUGUCUGAAUAUGGAGGGAUGACAGACACAGAGCGAGACCAGAUUGACCAGGACGCUCAGAUAUUCAUGAGGACCUGUUCAGAAGCAAUUCAGCAACUCAGAACAGAAGCCCACAAGGAGAUACAUUCCCAGCAAGUGAAGGAGCACCGGACCGCUGUUCUGGAUUUCAUUGAAGAUUACUUAAAAAGAGUGUGCAAGCUUUACUCAGAGCAGAGAGCCAUCCGGGUGAAGCGCGUGGUGGAAAAGAAGCGCCUAUCUAAGCUGGAACCAGAACCAAGUGCAAAGGCAAGAGAAUCUGCAUCUUCUGAGCAAGUUUCAGAGACCCCUUCCAAGGACUCAGAAGAGAAGCCUGCCACUAAGGCACAUCCAGAAAAGACCGAGGCCAACAUGCGACCUGAACUGGGAGCCUCGGGAGACAGCAAAGGUGAAGAUGAGUUAUCCCCUGAAGAAAUACAAAUGUUUGAGCAAGAAAACCAGCGACUCAUUGGGGAGAUGAACAGCCUGUUUGACGAAGUGAGGCAAAUCGAAGGAAAAGUGGUUGAAAUCUCCAGGCUGCAAGAGAUAUUCACAGAAAAAGUUUUACAACAGGAAGCCGAGAUCGACAGCAUCCACCAGUUGGUUGUCGGGGCAACUGAGAACAUCAAGGAGGGCAACGAGGACAUCCGAGAGGCCAUCAAAAACAACGCAGGCUUCCGCGUGUGGAUCCUCUUCUUCCUGGUGAUGUGCUCCUUCUCCCUGCUCUUCCUCGACUGGUACGACAGCUAGCGGCUCGGGCCGAGCGCCAGGCCUGCCGUGUGCCUGUGGGCCGGCACCUGGCACGGCACGGCCAGGCUUACUCACUGCGCGCAAGGAGCGGCGCAAGUGAGACAGACGCGUGCUUAACAAAAGGGCACCCAGGCAGUUGGCGGCCAGAGAGAACGUACCGAACUGGAAGGGGUCCAUGCCCCGUCCCGGGCCAGAGGAAGUCCUGCCCCUGCCCACCCCAGCAGCUGCCCCGGAGGCCGUGCCCGGUGACACCACUCAGACGCUGGGUCCGUUUCCUCGCGGCUUCCUGUCAGGCUGAGCCGGCUGCUACACAGUCACGGCGCAACAGAAAGGAAAACCCGCACUCUCCUCGGCUCAUCGACACUACCCAGCCACCCAGUGUCGGUGAGUCCGAGACGCCACGGCUGCUGCACCGACAGCGACGCGAGGGCAGGCUGGGGAUGGGCACUGCUCUGGGAGCGGGGUCCAGGCUAGGAAGUAGGCCACCGAGGGGAGGGCCCGCUGCCCCGCGGCUGUGCCACUGCUCUGGGGGAGACACCCGAGGCGUGCGUGCGGACAGACAUUCUCUCGGGCGGCACGGUACCCUUCAGUUCUUUAUUUGCAGAGUGAAAUGUCAGAAGUUAUUGCAGUCAAUUUACAGUCAAUAAAGUACACAUCUACUGGGAAACAAA
Fukomys damarensis (Damara mole-rat) is the source of this 1775-nucleotide messenger RNA. RefSeq names its product syntaxin 18 (gene Stx18). Gene Ontology annotation, cellular component: membrane; SNARE complex; endoplasmic reticulum. The record is from RefSeq and is a predicted model, not a curated record. NCBI's taxonomy places the organism in Eukaryota, Metazoa, Chordata, Mammalia, Rodentia, Bathyergidae. Bases 97 to 1104 code for a protein of 335 amino acids. Gene Ontology annotation, biological process: retrograde vesicle-mediated transport, Golgi to endoplasmic reticulum; intracellular protein transport. The transcript has 11 exons. Gene Ontology annotation, molecular function: SNAP receptor activity.